Molecule: messenger RNA, 1887 nt
Organism: Ipomoea nil (Japanese morning glory)
Lineage: Eukaryota; Viridiplantae; Streptophyta; Magnoliopsida; Solanales; Convolvulaceae
Product: probable ADP-ribosylation factor GTPase-activating protein AGD5
Exons: 11
Coding region: 157-1599 (480 amino acids)
Molecular function (GO): GTPase activator activity
Source: RefSeq, a predicted model, not a curated record
UUCUUUCAUCUUCCAGCUUGCACUUCUCGGCGGGUCAUCCAAUCCGACGGUCCAAGAGAGGGGACAAAGAUCGGACGGUCGGUUCUUUUUCGUUGCGUUUCUUCCUCAUCAACCCGCGCAAUUCAGAAGUUUGCACUUUUCAUUUUCCAAUCCACCAUGAAUCAGAAGGCUAAUGUUUCCAAGGAGCUCAAUGAUAAGCACAGAAAGAUUCUGGAGGGACUGCUUAAAUUGCCAGAAAACAGACAAUGUGCAGAUUGCAAAGCCAAAGGUCCUCGAUGGGCAAGUGUGAAUCUGGGAAUCUUUAUAUGCAUGCAGUGCUCUGGUAUCCACAGAAGUCUUGGGGUGCACAUAACAAAGGUUAGAUCAGCUACACUAGACACAUGGCUUCCUGAACAAGUAGCAUUUAUUCAAUCGAUGGGAAAUGAGAAGGCAAAUAGUUACUGGGAAGCAACGCUGCCACCGAACUAUGACAGAGUUGGUACUGAGACUUUCAUUCGUGCAAAGUAUGAAGAUAAGAGGUGGGCUUGUAAGGACAGAAAACCAGAAUCACCUUCCAAGAUGCGAGAAGUGAAGGCUCCACUAUCCAGUGAUAGAAGUGGGCAUGGAUAUGCAAGCAACUCUAGGCUUUCAUCUUAUGAAAGGAAAAAUGUUCAAGCUCCCAACAAAAGGCAUGAUGGCCCUGCUACUAUAGUUCGUCUACCCAUGCCGCCUAAAGAGCAUGUUGCUCCUGUUCAAUUGGCACCACAAACAAGCCAGAAUGCAGAGCCACUGGCAACCUCGGUAUCUGCAAAGCAAGUUGUACAACCUGCCAGUGCUCCUGAUUUUUUUGAUAUGUUUUCUAUGGAUGGUCCGGGUGAAAAUAGCUUAGUGACAGCUACUGUGAAUGAUGAUGGAUGGGCAAAGUUUCCAUCUGCUGGAGAAGCGACACCAACAGAAAAAACUAUGAUAAUAGGAUCUGAUAAUAUCAAGCGAAAAUCCACUUCUGGAUGUGAAGAUUUAUUCAAGGAUUGUACGCCAGUUGCACCCGAUUCCUUGGUAGAGAAAACAACUGGGGCAGUGAUAUCUGAUAAUAUUAAGCCAUCACAAUCCAUUUCUGGCAUUGAAGAUUUAUUCAAGGAUUUUACACCUGUUACAAAUGGUUCCUUGUCAGAGAAACCCCCGAAAAAUGUCAAGAGCGACAUUUUGAGCCUUUUUGACCAGUCGAAUAUGGUGUCACCAUUUCCUAUGCAUCAACAGUCUGUUCUAAUUCCUGGCGGUGCGCAACAAGUGCCAAACAACGCCAAUUUACCAAACCAAAGUUCACAGACUUUUUAUUCCCCGUUCCCUGGAAAUGUGAUGCCUGCUGCUACAAAGAACGAGCAAGACAAAUAUAUGCAGGAGAUGGGUAAUACAGGGGCAAGAAAUUCUGUUGAGAACCAUAGUGCUUCUUCAACAUCUAGUGGCCAAGCUGCGGGGCAAAAUUCUUGCACUAACAGUGCAGUGCAUUGUGGAUCAAGCAAGCAGGAGGCAUUCCCACCAUCUUCCACUUCUGCAGAUUCUGCUAAAGAUUAUGAUCACUUUUCCUUUCUGACACAAAGCAUUCUUUCGAAACAACGCUGAAAAGCUCAAAGAAAUGUUCUCCAUGGUAGUCUACAGAUGAAUAGCUUUAGAAGGUUCACUCUCCAGGCUUUUAAGGUUUUUCCUGUGAGAUUGUGAACUCAUUUGUGUCUCAUCUCUGUGGACCAAUAAGUAUUUUAGAUCAGAUUUCACUUUUUUUUUUCUCCACUUGGAUGUUGAUUAUGAAGAUGCCAUAUUAAGGUAAUUGAUCAACAGUACAUAUUAUUAUAUAUUUAAUAUUUAAUACUCAUAAAUGUGUAAAUUAUACCAAGAGUCUUGUUUUUUUUUUUU